Molecule: messenger RNA, 1597 nt
Organism: Rhizophagus irregularis DAOM 181602=DAOM 197198
Lineage: Eukaryota; Fungi; Glomeromycota; Glomeromycetes; Glomerales; Glomeraceae
Source: RefSeq, a predicted model, not a curated record
AAUUUAGAAAAAGCUUUCUAUUGGUAUCAAGAAGCAGCAGAAAAUGGCAAUAAAAAUGCAAUGAUUAAUUUAGCCAUAUGUUAUUACAAUGGAGAAGGAAUAGAAAAGAAUUUAGAAAAAGUCUUCUAUUGGUAUCAAAUAGCAGCAGAAAAAGGUCAUAUUAAUGCAAUGACAGGUUUAGCCAAAUGUUAUUAUAAUGGAGAAGGAACAGAAAAACAUUUAGAAAAAGCCUUCUAUUGGUAUCAAAAAGCAGCAGAAAAUGGUAAUGAAGUUGCAAUGAAUAAUUUAGCCAUAUGUUAUGAAAAUGGAAAAGGAACAGAAAGAAAUUUAGAAAAAGCAUUUUGUUGGUAUCAAAAAGCAGCAGAAAAUGGUAAUACUGAAGCAAUUUUUAAUUUAGCCAUAUGUUAUAAAGAUGGAAAUGGAACGGAAAAGAAUUUAGAAAAGGCCUUCUAUUGUUAUCAAAAAGCAGUAGAAAAUGGAGAUAAAGAAGCACAAUUUUAUUUGGGUGUUUGUUAUGAAGAAGAAAUUGGUAUUGAAAAAGAUGAAUUUAAAGCCACUUAUUGGUACCAAAAAUCAGCUCAACAAGGAUUUAGCAAUGCAAAAUAUAAACUUGGGUUCUUUUAUAAGAUUGGUAAGGGAGUGAAAGAAGUUUUAAAAAACCCGUUUAAAAAAGUAGAAAAAGGAAGUUUAGGCGCAAAUAAAUGGAUUGAAAAUGCUUUAAAACAUGAAAAAGUUAAACUUAUAUCUUAUAAAGAAUCAAAAAAUGCUGAACCACUUGAUGCAGGAAGUUUUGGAAUAAUAUCAAAAGCAAUUUGGACUAAAACUAAUAAUUAUGUUGUUUGCAAAAAAUUAACUAACACAACUCAUAUUAAGAAUGAUUUGUUAGAUGCAUUUAUUCAUGAACUAAAAAUGCACAUGUACCUUGAUUAUAGUGAAAGAAUUAUACGUUGCUUUGGUAUUAGUUUAGAUCCAAAAACAAAUGAAUAUCUUCUUAUUAUGCAGUAUGCUGAUGGUGGAGAACUUCAAAAUUAUCUCAAAAAUAAUUUUAGGAAUUUGACAUGGAAUGAUAAGAAAAAAUUAGCAUUUCAAAUUGCAGAUGGGUUAAAUUAUUUGCAUUAUGAAAAUAUUUUUCAUAGAGAUCUUGUAAAUUUUGGUAUUUCAAAAAAUCAAAAUAAUCAAACUUCAGCUUAUAUUGGUAAUUUUGGUGUUGUUGCUUAUAUGGGACCAGAACAUCUUAAAAAUCCAGAAUCUUCAUCUCCAUAUACUAAAUCUUCAGACAUCUAUAGCUUUGGUGUAUUAAUGUGGGAAAUUUCCAGUGGUCAUCCUCCAUUUGAACAUUUUGAUGAUAAAUGGGCACUUGCAUAUUCUAUUGUUAAUAAUAAUAAUCGUGAAAAGUUAGUUCCCAAUACUCCUGAAAAAUAUGAGAAACUCUAUACAAAAUGUUGGAGUCAAGAACCUAGAUUAAGACCAACUAUUAAUGAAAUAUUGGAUGAAUUUGAAGGAAUGGAUUUUGGAAAUGAUAUCGGUAAUUUAAUUUCUGAAUCACAAACUAGUACCGAAUCUUUGGAACAACAUCAAUUCAUUUCAAAUUUGAUUG